Messenger RNA from Anopheles arabiensis, 1315 nucleotides. RefSeq names its product arrestin domain-containing protein 4 (gene Vdup1). The coding region runs from base 19 to 1044 and encodes 341 amino acids. Gene Ontology annotation, biological process: protein transport. The transcript has 5 exons. The record is from RefSeq and is a predicted model, not a curated record. Gene Ontology annotation, cellular component: cytoplasm. Lineage: Eukaryota; Metazoa; Arthropoda; Insecta; Diptera; Culicidae.
GGUCUCGCGGGCGUCAAGAUGCCACGGAAGUUGCUGAAAUUUCUCAUCCUCUUCGACAACACGUCGCUGCUGUACUUCCCGGGCCAGUUUCUGUCCGGGCGGGUGCUGCUCGAGCUGCAGGACGACACACCGGUGCUGGGACUUCAUUUCCAUGUCGUUGGCGAGUGUGUCGUGCGCGUGCGCUCGACGCGCCACGAGCGAUCGUACGAUAAGGAAAACUAUAUCGACUUCCGGAUGCGCCUGCUGGGCGAUUCCGACAACCAAGGGCCCACGAUCCUGUCGCCCGGCAUCCACAGCUUCCCGUUCAAGCUCGGCCUGCCCGUUGAUCUGCCGUCGACCUUUCUCGGGCGGUACGGCUGGGUGCAGUACUUCUGCAAGGCCGGGCUGCGCGAACCGUCCGGGCUGAUACACAAGAACCACCAGGUGUUCAUCGUGAUGAAUCCGAUCGAUCUCAACCUUGAGCAGCCUUAUCUGGCGGAUCCUUUUAAAUGCAACAUUGAGCAUAAUCUCGGGAUGGCUUGCGUCGGCGGAGGCAUCGUGAAGUGUAAAAUCAUACUCGAUCGUGGCGGAUACGUGCCGGGCGAGUCGAUCAUGAUCACGGCGACGGUUACGAAUGCGAGCAGUGUGACGAUCAAAUCGACCAAAGCUGCACUUACAGAGACGAUACAGUAUUUUGCACGCGAUAAGGUGAUGCAGACGGAGAAACGAGAGCUGGCAGUGAUAGCCCGGGGCAAGAUACGGGCCGGUCACAGGGACGAAUGGCAGAACGAGUCCCUUUACGUGCCGCCGCUGCCACCGACCAAUCUGCGCGGCUGUCAUCUAAUACGGAUCCAGUACGACGUUUGUUUCUUAAUAGAACCGAAAUCGUUGGAAAAACAGAUCAAACUACAGCUGCCGAUCACGCUCGGCACGUACCCGUUCAAGACGGCGGACGGGGACGACACGAACGAGUGGGCCGAAACAAUCUACAAGCCGGAAACGCACUACCCGUCCACGCUGCCCAUCUUUCGGCCCUGGUUACACGAGAAAAACGAUCAAAAGUAACACACAUCUGACGAUCCCUGCGAUGAGCAUCCGAGCAGCCGGGGUUGGAGGAUAGUUGGCCGGUAGAAACUGCUGGGAAAAGGAAUGAUCCGAAUGGCCGAUCGAUGGUGCCAUACAUUAAGAGAGAGAGAGAGAGAGGGGGUAUAGCAAAGUAGAUCGAAAUAUGUUAACGACGAGUACGAGCACAGUGAGAGUGUGAAUGACAAUAUGUGUAAAGAGUAAGUGAAAGUUUCAAUACAAUUCAUCUGAAUAAUUAUUUUACCGUAAACCA